AAUUUAGUUGCUUUUCCUAGCUCCCAACGUUUAGAUCAUCUAAUCGGCCAGUAUAUUAAAGCUUCUUACUUGAUGCAGUGAAAUUGUGCAAAUAGCGCGCGUUUAAAAAUCGUAAAGAACUAACGGUUUCGUUGAUAAUAUUUAAAAAUGAAUACUACGCCUAGCCAACAUCGUUCGCGUGUAAAUCCCACCCCCUCACAUGCUAUCGGCUAUCCCACAACGGAUGUUCGGUCGCCAACUACCCAAGGAUCACGCGUCUACCAGGGAUUGAAAACAUCAGAGAAUGACGAAAUGGGCUGUGUGGAGAUACUCGCGACGGCGAUAUCUGUCGUAGUAAUGAUACUCACCUUUCCGAUCUCCAUAUUUGUCUGCUUCAAAGUAGUUUCCGAGUAUGAACGCGCCGUCAUCUUUCGCAUGGGACGACUGCGCAGUGGCGGCGCUCGUGGUCCUGGCGUUUUUUUCGUAUUACCAUGCGUAGAUGAUUACUGUAAAGUAGAUCUUCGCACCGUUUCGUUUGAUGUGCCACCACAGGAGGUGCUCUCCAAGGAUUCGGUAACAGUGACGGUUGAUGCAGUUGUUUAUUACCGCAUUAGCGAUCCUCUUAAGGCCGUCAUACAGGUGUCUAAUUAUAGUCAUUCAACACGUUUGUUGGCCGCUACAACGUUACGCAAUGUUUUGGGCACACGCAACUUAUCCGAGCUAUUAACGGAGCGUGAAACUAUUUCGCAUACAAUGCAAGUAUCGUUGGAUGAAGCUACCGAUCCGUGGGGUGUGAAAGUGGAACGUGUGGAGAUCAAGGACGUUUCACUACCGACAGCAUUACAACGUGCCAUGGCGGCUGAAGCGGAAGCGGCACGUGAGGCUCGCGCAAAAGUUAUCGCGGCUGAAGGAGAAAUGAAAUCAUCACGUGCCUUAAAGGAAGCAUCUGAAAUAAUUUCUGCGAGCCCAUCAGCUUUACAGCUUCGUUAUCUACAAACGCUCAGCAGCAUAUCGGCCGAAAAGAAUUCAACCAUAAUAUUCCCCCUUCCCAUGGAAUUGUUAACGCCGUUUCUUGGGCACUGCACGUCGAAUCAUCUGUGUCGGCAACACGCCGCUCAAGGAAUGAAUCAUCAGUGACGUUUACUGUUGGAGGAGUAUCUCAAUGCUCUAAGUUUAUAUGAAAUCGAUUACAAACGCAAACCAAUUCACAAUUAAAUCUACUUUUUUUCGAAACAAAGUAAUUUUGUUAAACAAAAAAUCAUAUAAAACAAAAAAAAAACAACAAUUAUCAAGUAAAUAAUAAAUAAAUAAAUAAUAUCAAAACUACAAAAAUUAUUUGCAUUAUGACUCGUACAUACACACAUAUGUACAUAGAAGCACUGUACAUAAUCAAUAAAUAGUAAGAAAACAGCUCUUUAUUUUAAAUAUCUUAUCUGUAUUUUAUUAUACUUUUAAAAUUAGCAAGACUUAAUAAAUAAUGCUUUCCAUAAGUAAUUAUUCACAAACGUACAUAGAAUGCGGUAAUUCAAUAAAAAAAUUGAGAAUUUACCUUAAAGUGGUGCUUUUUGGAAAUAAUAGUCUGUUGGUGAAUAGACAGAUUGUGUAGUG
Molecule: messenger RNA, 1587 nt
Organism: Bactrocera dorsalis (oriental fruit fly)
Lineage: Eukaryota; Metazoa; Arthropoda; Insecta; Diptera; Tephritidae
Product: band 7 protein AGAP004871
Exons: 4
Coding region: 148-1116 (322 amino acids)
Cellular component (GO): plasma membrane
Source: RefSeq, a predicted model, not a curated record